This is a messenger RNA of Eucalyptus grandis, 1107 nucleotides long. RefSeq names its product peptidyl-tRNA hydrolase 2, mitochondrial. Lineage: Eukaryota; Viridiplantae; Streptophyta; Magnoliopsida; Myrtales; Myrtaceae. Gene Ontology annotation, cellular component: cytosol; mitochondrion. The transcript has 8 exons. The coding region runs from base 232 to 774 and encodes 180 amino acids. The record is from RefSeq and is a predicted model, not a curated record. Gene Ontology annotation, molecular function: peptidyl-tRNA hydrolase activity.
GUUUCCAUUUUGCUCGCAUCAUUAUUCCCCCUGACAAGUAGAGAAGGCUGCUUUGGAGCUCUCCCUCCCUCCCUGGAGCGAAAGUGAACUUCCAUCUUCGAUCGAUCGAGGGUUUGACCUCGGCAUUCCAUGUCAGUGGGAGUCCAGGUGUCUUCUCUGGUUCGCGCCCUUCCGGUCUAGGGUUCCUCGUCGACACCAGCACAGAAGGCCUGAACUUUGGAGUCGCACGCGAUGGAUUUGACAUGGCUGAGUGCCAUUAUAGUUGGGGCGGGAUGCCUUGCUCUGGGAUUCUGUAUCGGUGCAUACCAUCCUUCUCGCAUCUUGAUCCCUGCUAGAACAUCCAGAGGCUUAUCUGCUGCUACCGAGAUCAAGAAGAAGAAGUCAAAAGGGCCUUUAGAGAUUGAAAAUUUGGCCGAAAUCUUAGAAGAUUUUAAAAUGGUUUUGGUUGUGAGGAAUGAUCUAAAGAUGGGAAAAGGGAAGAUUGCCGCUCAGUGUAGUCAUGCAACUUUGGGUCUCUAUAAGAAGCUCCUUCAACGUGCACCAAAAGCUUUAGACAGGUGGGAGAUGUGUGCGCAGCCUAAGGUGGUUGUCAAAAUUGAGAGUGAGGAAGAUAUGCUUGCUUUGCAAGAAAGGGCGAAAAUACUUAAAUUACCAACCCAUAUUACCAUUGAUGCAGGGAGGACACAAAUUGCACCAAAUUCAAGGACCGUGAUGGCUAUUCUUGGACCAGUUGAAGUUGUUGAUGAUGUGACUGGGGGGCUGAAACUUUUGUAGCAUGUUCUUGUUCAAGGUGGCCACAAUGCCACAGGAAAGACGAACUGCUAUCAUAAUUGGAAGGAUCAAUUAUGAAUUGACGAGAUAUGCAAUAUGAGUGCUCUGUGGUUCUCCCUUGAAAUCUGUCUUUUGGCAGGCACAGUCACAAAUGAUUAGCAAUGACGAUGAGAAAAUUUUAGGUCCAAAUUGUGCAUGCGCUUGGUAGCUAAAGAUUAUGAUUUUGCUAAAUGCCAGGUGAUGUGUAUUGAAAAGGAAGACUUGCUCUCGAAACUUGAUUUUUUUUCCUUGAUCUGGAUUCAGCGAUGCACUUUGUUUAAAACUUUAUUCAUAGCA